AUAUAUAUAUAUAUGCAUUGGUGUAUUUCUUCUCUUUCACUCAAACUCUUCUAUCCCACUUCAAUUGCCAUCACUGCUUUCACUUGUCUUUUGCUUGAUUUUUGGAGGGCCUUCUUCUCUCUGGGUAUUCUAAUCACCCGUAUUGAGCAAUCAGAAUGGGGUCAGGAGUUUGGUUUAAGAAUAUAAUCAACAAAAAGAAAGUGAAGGGAGAUAGAUCACAGAAAGUGAAGAGAUAUUCGGCACCUGCAAACAUAAACGGCUACAAAGAAGAACUCUGCUCGGAGAACGAGUGUGCUGUACUAAGCAACGGUGCUUCUGCGGUCAGGCGUCGACCCUCUAUAGAAGAUGCUGCUGCUAUUACGAUUCAGACUGCGUAUCGGGCUUAUUCGGCGAGAGGAAUAUUCCGUCGAAUGAGAGGAACUGUGAGGCUACAGAAUCUGGUGCAGUGCGAUUCUAUCAAGAAACAAGCGUUGACCACACUGAGUCAUCUCCACUCGUGGAGCAGAACUCAGUCCCAGAUUAGAGAGCGCCGAGUUCAUAUGGUUACUGAAGGCCGUAUUAGGCAGAAGAAACUCGAGAGUCAGUUGAAGCUAGAAGCCAAACUUCAUGACCUCGAGGUGGAGUGGAGUGGUGGCUCCGAAACAUUCGGACAAGCCCUUGCUAAAAUACAUCAAAGAGAAGAAGCUUCCGUGAGAAGGGAACGAGCUAUGGCUUACGCCUUUUCUCAUCAGUGGAGGGCAAAUUCGAACCCGAGUUUUGGAUCGGGAAAUCACGAAAUUAGUAAAGCGAAUUGGGGGUGGAGCUGGAUGGACCGUUGGAUUGCUGCUAGGCCUUGGGAGAGUCGAAUUGCAGCGCAAGAAAGUCCAAAGAAAGCGCAAAUCGGUAAGCCGAUUAAAAAAAUGAUUUCGCCAAAAUGCAAAUCAGCUGCUAAAGUCAAACUAGUCUCUCCUACUGGAAAGAUUGCCGUAAAAGGUCGAAAACUAUCUUACGAAGGAUCUGAGAAAAUAGCUGCUCGCAGAGUCAGCCCCAAAGGUGACGCGAAACAACCUAAGAACGAAAAGGAAGUAUCUACUUGAGCGAUCCGGUUUUCGGAAAAAAGGAUGGAUUAUUGUUUUCAGAUUUGUUAUGUAAUUAAAGCAUGUGAUUAUGUAUUUAUUGUUUGUGGAUAUUAAAUGUUGGUUUUAUUAAUUACUUGAUAUUUGAUAGUAUAUAAUAAAGUGUUUCUCUCA
This is a messenger RNA of Erythranthe guttata (spotted monkey flower), 1229 nucleotides long. Its product is annotated as protein IQ-DOMAIN 9. Lineage: Eukaryota; Viridiplantae; Streptophyta; Magnoliopsida; Lamiales; Phrymaceae. The record is from RefSeq and is a predicted model, not a curated record.